GUUUUUUAAUCAUCCUCGUUUAAUAAAUUGAAAUUUUAUAAAGCUGGCUCAAGUUUUUUAUUUUCGAUUCUUCAUUCUUGUAAAUUCUCGACAUUGAAAAAUGGGAUCUUUAUGUUGUGGCGGUUCUCAAUCAUCUGGCCACUCAUUGGAUGAAAAUAGCUAUUUAAGUGGCGAAAACAUAACCGAAGAAGAACGACGACGUCGUGCUGUUGAAGCGGCCGAAAAACGUCUUCAACAACAACAAAUGCGCGGUGUUCAAUUAGGAACAAUUGAUUCUCAGCCGAUAAGAGUUGCACAUAGUGAAAUACCUGGAAAUAUUGAUUCGAAUUUACGAUGGCAGGUGUCAUAAUCUUUCAUCGAUAUAAUGUGAUCACUAAAAAUUGAUCAAAUAAUUUGCAUUUCGACUAUUAUUCUUUUUGUUUGUGUAUC
Messenger RNA from Dermatophagoides pteronyssinus (European house dust mite), 429 nucleotides. It is a transcript of the gene Svip, whose product is annotated as small VCP interacting protein. The record is from RefSeq and is a predicted model, not a curated record. NCBI's taxonomy places the organism in Eukaryota, Metazoa, Arthropoda, Arachnida, Sarcoptiformes, Pyroglyphidae.